Liolophura sinensis is the source of this 516-nucleotide messenger RNA. RefSeq lists its product as uncharacterized. The coding region runs from base 1 to 516 and encodes 171 amino acids. NCBI's taxonomy places the organism in Eukaryota, Metazoa, Mollusca, Polyplacophora, Chitonida, Chitonidae. The transcript is spliced from 3 exons. The record is from RefSeq and is a predicted model, not a curated record.
AUGCAUGUGUUUACAGUGUUAUUAGAAAAUAGGGUUGAAACAGGCCAUCACCGUGACCCCAGUAACCUGGACGUUGUCCAAGAUUUCUGUGCAAAUUUUGCUACUCCUUGCGAAAUCCGUGAAAAACAGGAAGCGUUCUACGCUGAUGCCCAAUUUCCAGGCAUUGUUGGGGCUAUUGAUGGGACACACGUACAAAUCACCGCUCCUAGCACAUAUGAAAACGAAUUUGUUAAUCGGCACCAUUACCACAGUAUUAACGUUCAGAUUGUUGUGGAUGCGAAUUGUCGCAAAAUGGCCAGAGUCCCACGGACACGUAGUGGAGUUGAAAGGGGUAUAGGCCAGUUGAAGAGAAGAUUUCACGUAUUGCAUGGGGAAAUACGGAUGUCACCAGACAAAGCCUGCCAAAUAAUUUUGGCAUGCGCCGUUCUGCAUAAUAUCUGCAAAUUGAGACAAAUACCUCUUCCAGGUAUGGAAGAGGAGAAUGAAAAUAAUGGAGUUGAUCAGUUAUCAUACUAG